AUGGCUGUUCGCUUUCUAAUUUCCGUUCUUAUUAUCUCAUUGGUUUCAUUUACACAUGCUUAUGAUCCCGACCCCCUACAGGAUUUCUGUGUAGCCGUUAACGAUGCUGAAGCAAAAGUUUUUGUGAAUGGAAAGAUUUGCAAGGAUCCAAACAUGGUUAGUGCUGAUGAUUUCCUCUUUCGUGGACUGAAAAUGCCUGGAAAUACAUCAAACCCCGUAGGAUCAAGAGUCACUUUUGCCACUGUCGACCAAUUUCCAGGACUCAACACUCUUGGUAUCUCUUUAGUCCGUAUCGACUACGCACCUUAUGGUCUCAAUGCACCCCACGUACACCCUCGGGCUGCUGAGAUUCUUACUGUUGUGGAGGGUACUCUCUAUGCUGGAUUCGUUACUACGAACCCUAUAGAUCCAAACGUAAAGAACAAACUCUUCGCCAAGACUUUGUAUCCAGGAGAUGUCUUCGUAUUUCCAAAAGGUCUCAUUCAUUUCCAGCUUAAUCUGGGGAAGAAUAAUGCACUUGCAUUUGCUAGUCUAAGCAGCCAAAACCCAGGAGUCAUCACAAUUGCAAAUGCAGUUUUUGGAUCCAACCCGCCCAUUAAUAUUGAUGUUCUCACCAAGGCUUUCCAAGUUGACGCGAAUGUGAUUAAAUAUAUUCAAGGAAAAUUCUAG
Molecule: messenger RNA, 669 nt
Organism: Fraxinus pennsylvanica
Lineage: Eukaryota; Viridiplantae; Streptophyta; Magnoliopsida; Lamiales; Oleaceae
Source: the annotation of a GenBank genome assembly